AUGGACCAACACCAAGGCGAUCACAAUCCGGCCACUGGUUCUGCCCAGGUCAACUUUACCGACAUCAAACUGCCAAGCUUUUGGCACAACGACCCAGCCCUCUGGUUUGUCCUGGCCGAGGCCGAAUUCACCAAGCGACACAUCACCAGCCAGCACACGAAGUACUACGCCGCCCUUACUGCUUUGUCUGCCUCAGUCAUGGCGGAGGUCCGGGACAUCGUGACGAACCCUCCCUCCGACAACCCUUACGAUACUCUGAAGCAGCAAAUUAUCAAACACUUGUCCGAGUCCCAGCAACAACGUCUGCGGCAGCUGCUCACUACCGAGGAAUUAGGUGAUCGUAAGCCGACCCAAUUUCUGAGGCGGAUGUAUCAGCUACUCGGAGACAAGUCCUCAGCGCUAGACGAGUCGAUUUUGCGAGAACUGCUUCUCCAGCGACUUCCUCACACCGUCCAGAUGAUUCUCUCAGCCUCUCCCACUGUUCCCCUUCGCGGGUUGUCAGAGCUCGCGGACCGGAUUAUGGAAGCGACACCGCCUUUCGGAGCCUCCCACACGAUUGCUUGCGAUUUGCAGCCUUCCGCACAAGCGCCCUGCACAGCAGGAGCUGUGCAACCUGCUGCAACUACUGCAACCUGCUGUAAUUGCGACUCGCUCCGCGAAGAGGUUCGCCAGCUCUACUCCGCGCUGUCCCGCUUAUCCAUACCCAGCUCCGCCCCAGAUUCAGCCCCUUCCCAUCGGCUAGAAGACGAAAUCGCAGUACUCAAGACGCAGUUAGCGGCAAUCUCCGCUCGCCCCAGGUCUCCAAGUCCUCGACGUUCAUUCCGUCCGCGUUUCCGUUUCUCACCCAGCCGUCGUUUCUCGCCCAGGCGCACGCCACAUUUCCAGCUCUGCUGGUAUCAUGAGCGUUUCGGCAAAGCAGCGACUAAGUUCCUGGAACCCUGCAUCUUCCAAGAAAACACCAGCCCUGGCAACUAG
Messenger RNA from Ornithodoros turicata, 975 nucleotides. RefSeq lists its product as uncharacterized. The record is from RefSeq and is a predicted model, not a curated record. Lineage: Eukaryota; Metazoa; Arthropoda; Arachnida; Ixodida; Argasidae. The transcript has a single exon. The coding region runs from base 1 to 975 and encodes 324 amino acids.